Molecule: messenger RNA, 306 nt
Organism: Helobdella robusta
Lineage: Eukaryota; Metazoa; Annelida; Clitellata; Rhynchobdellida; Glossiphoniidae
Exons: 2
Coding region: 1-306 (101 amino acids)
Source: RefSeq, a predicted model, not a curated record
AUGAAUGGAUUUGAAUUGUUGACUGGAGUAUUUGGUGAGUCAGCCCAGUUUGAGUUGUGCAAAAUGCUGGUACCAGGUUUAAUAGCGUUUUUAACCUGUGGAAGUUUGUUUACCUUCUCGUCUUUAGAGUUUGAGGCCAAAUUAUCGAUUUUUUCAAGACAUAAAACCAUAAAAGGCAACCAAACAAAAGAAAAUGACUCAAUGGUUUUUGAAAAAUUACAGGAAAGGCACACAAUUGAAUUGAAAAACAAAUUUGAAGUAAGAAAUAAAUUAAAUGACAGAACUUCAAGAAAUCAAGAUAAAUAA